Messenger RNA from Desarmillaria tabescens, 1227 nucleotides. RefSeq lists its product as uncharacterized. The transcript is spliced from 8 exons. Lineage: Eukaryota; Fungi; Basidiomycota; Agaricomycetes; Agaricales; Physalacriaceae. Gene Ontology annotation, molecular function: hydrolase activity, acting on ester bonds. Bases 162 to 1160 code for a protein of 332 amino acids. The record is from RefSeq and is a predicted model, not a curated record.
UCUCAAACUCCCGUGAAUUUGACGUGGAAAUCCAUAAGACAAGUGUAGGUGCCUUGAGGGCUCUUACUGACCGGCUAUUAUUUUAAUCUGAUCAAAAUCGGUUAACGUCGAAACGACCAACUCCGGGGACCCUUCUAAGUGUUUCGUUACCAGAUACAAAGAUGGGCACUGAAGCGAUAUUAACUGCCAUAUACGAGCACGGGAUUCAUCAACGGUGUCCUUCGGCCCCAUGCAUCUGGAUAUCUCAACUGUCUGGCCUGAUUGGAAAGCUCUAUUACUAUCUCGUUGCUCUCCUUGGUAUCGCAUCGACUUUCUCGGAUGGCCCCAUUCUGAUGAAUGAACCCGGAAAUGAUGUUCGUCUCGCUGUAUCACCGCGUUGCGGCCUUCUUCCUGGGGUUGUAUCCGACGUCAACACCGGCAUUAAUAUCGGUGCAAUUAAGACGAUUAUUUCAUUCGGCGAUUCCUACACUGAUGGCGGAAACGACGACGCUGGCGGACGAUCGGCAAACGGACCAGUGUGGAUUGAAGGACUCGCUGACAACAGUGGAGCAGUUCUUUUGAGCUACGCGCAAUGGGGGGCGUGUAUCGACUUAUCCAUUUGGCCCAGUAACCCCCGCAAAGUUGAUUUCAUAGGACAGAUGUCAACAUUUCUCAAUCAAGAUCAUGACUUGGACCCAGAAAGCACACUUUAUAGCCUCUUUUUUGGCAUCAAGUGUUCGACUGGUGACCACUUGGAUGACGCGGCCGAAGCAUUGUUGGAACAAAUAAACAGGCUUUCAAGCCCGCCUAUCAACGGACGUUUAUUCAUGAUAUCGGAUGUCUAUGGGCAAGGAGAACAUGCUGUUCGGGGCGAACGCUUCAAACAAAUCAUUUACGACGGCUUAUAUGAUUUUCAUGUCGGCUACAAGCAUCUAGAUAUAGCCUACGUUGAUUUCGGUCGCAUAUGGGACGGUGUUCUCGGAGCAACCCCAGGAUAUGAGGCGUUCGGAUACGCAAGUACGGACCAGUGUACAGAGUGCUACGAGAACUGCGAUAAGAACGGAUGGUGCGAUGAUCCUGAUCAUCAUUUCUAUUGGAUUCCCGGGCACCCAUCCAAGGAAACGCAUCGAAUCAUGGCAGAUUAUGUUUAUGAAGUCCUCACGCUAUGUCACAUCUCUUGAUCUGGUGUACCAUGUAUUUUACUGUUGUGCGAAUACAGUGCAGUCCUACUUGAACUAGUACGUACCC